Messenger RNA from Linum trigynum, 2906 nucleotides. The record is from the annotation of a GenBank genome assembly. Lineage: Eukaryota; Viridiplantae; Streptophyta; Magnoliopsida; Malpighiales; Linaceae.
CGACUUUUCAAUUUCCCUCGCCGGUCAACAACAGAGCAGAUAUGGUCACAUGGCAAGUUGGCAACAAUUUCUGAAUUUUUCCAACUGUUGUAUCCUUCCUUCCCACUUCGAUUGUUUGAUCAGUCAAUCAUCUCCUCCCUCUCAGCUUAUCCCCAUCUUCAUUUAAGCUAAUUAAAAUCCAUUAAUCAUCUCUGUCAGCUUGAUGCUCCUCCUAAUCUGAACCAGUAAUGGCUGCUGCAACCAAAACCAUCUUUACUCCCCAGCCCCACCUUCUAAACCUCCCCAUACUUCUUCUGCUGCUCUGUGUUCAAUCCCUUCGCCACAACUAUUCCCUCGCCGCCGACACCCUCACCCAAGGCGGCCCCGCCCUCAAUUCCUCCGCCACUCUCCUCUCCAGAAACGGCCACUUCACUCUGGGAUUCCAGCGCCUCGUCUCCAACUUCAGCUACCUCGGCAUCUGGUACGACAACGACACCGCCGCUCUCUUCUGGGUAGCCAAUCGCGCCUCCCCAAUCCCCGACAACACCGGAGCUCUAGCCCUCGACCCAUCGGGAGCUCUAAAGCUCAACUACUCCGGCGGCGACAUCGUCAACCUCUACUCCCCCAGAUCCCCGUCUUCUUCCCCCGCCGUAUUAGAAGACACCGGGAAUUUCUCCCUCUCCGACUCUACUUCGGGAGCCGCCUUAUGGCAGAGCUUCGAUUCCCCAACCGAUUCGUGGCUGCCGGGGAUGAAAUUGGGGGUGGUGGAUCGCGGGUCGGGUCGGAAUCGAACCCUAACCUCCUGGCUGGCCGAAUCCGACCCGGCUCCAGGCGCGUUCACAAUGGAGUGGGACCCCGCCGGUGAGCAGCUGGUCGUGCGCCGCCGCGGCGUCGUUUUCUGGACCAGCGGCCGGCAAUUGCGCAGGGACGCGUUCCAGAACUUCGCCAUGGAUUCUGGGACGGUCGAUUUCAACGUUUCUAGGGUUUCCAAUUCGGACGAAGAUUACUUGACCUUGUCCGCCUCUAGAAACAUGUUCAGCGCGCCGAGUCAGAGGAACUUCUCCUUCUGGCGGUUGAGAUACGACGGGGUCGUCGUUGACCGGAGUACUAGCCGUGUGAUUGUGAGCGCCGAUCUGUGCGACGGGAACAAUACGGAGAACGGGUGCGCCAGGUGGCAGGGGCCGGAGUGCCGGCGGCGGAAUGGGGAUCGGUUCGUGCUGCAGCGGGGUGGGUUCGUGAACACGGUGCCGAGGAGGGAGGAUAACAAUGCGAGCCUUGGCAUCAGCGAUUGCAGGGAUUUGUGCUGGAGAGACUGCCAGUGCGUUGGGACGAACAUCGGCAGUAGUAAUGGCACUGGCUGUACUUUUUGGUAUGGAAAUUUCAGCGAGGAUCCCAAUUCGAAUUUUGUUCAGUAUCAUAUCAUCGUCGGAGCCGCAACGGCGGCUGCCCACCCGGCGACAAAGGAAAGGAAUUGGAUCUGGGCUUUGAUUGCUGUUGCAGUGGUUUUGUCGACUGUGAUCGUCGGUAUCUUGUGGUACUUGCGAAGGCGAAAACGCAGAGAGAGGCUUCUAGCGGAGUUGAUGAUGACAUCUGAUGCAACCAAUUAUAUAGGCGAGAUGGAAGAUGGUAGUGGCGACCAUGGCCAUAAUUUGAAGAUUUAUAGUGUGACAACCAUUAUGACCGCCACGGAUAACUUCUCUUUGCAAAACAAACUUGGCCAAGGAGGUUUUGGACCGGUAUACAAGGGAAAAUUACCGGAAGGACGAGAGGUAGCUGUAAAGAGACUAUCGAGAAGUUCAGGACAGGGCCUCGUGGAGUUCAGAAAUGAACUUAUACUCAUAGCCAAGUUACAACACAGAAAUCUUGUCAGACUUCUUGGUUGUUGCAUUCAUGGGGAAGAGAAAAUGCUAGUUUACGAGUAUAUGCCGAAUAAGAGUUUGGAUGCUUUCAUCUUUGAUGAAUCAAAGAGGGAAGUGCUAGAUUGGAACAAGCGAUUCAUUAUCAUCGAAGGAAUAGCACAAGGAUUGUUGUACCUUCACAAAUACUCAAGAGUUAGGAUUAUACACAGAGAUAUGAAAGCAAGUAACAUAUUACUCGAUGAAGACUUGAACCCCAAAAUCUCAGAUUUUGGAAUGGCUCGCAUUUUUAGAACAAAUGACAUAGAGGCUAACACAAAUAGGGUUGUCGGCACAUAUGGUUAUAUGUCUCCAGAGUAUGCCAUGGAAGGAACUUUUUCGAUCAAAUCUGAUGUCUUCAGCUUUGGGGUCCUACUAUUGGAAAUCGUGAGUGGUCGGAAGAAUCAUGGUGUAAUUCAGUUGGAUCCCCCUAUCAACCUCGUGGGAUAUGCAUGGAAGUUGUGGAAAGAAGGCACGCCAUUGCAACUAACGGAUCCAACCUUGGGAGAUUCAUAUGAUAAGGAUCGAAUUCUGAGAUGCAUCAAUGUUGGGCUGCUUUGCAUCGAAUAUAAUGCGGAAGAUAGGCCAACAAUGUCGGAGGUCGUAUCAAUGUUAACAAGUGAAGUUGUACAAUUACCGAUGCCUAAACAACCGGCAUUUACUGCAUUGAGAUCCAGGAGCAUUGAUGUGGAGAAAAACUCAAGCACUAGUUUCACGGAAAGUUGUUCGACCAAUGAAGUCACCAUAACAACUAUGAGUGCACGAUAAGAUACCAUGAAGUAGAAGAACAAAGCAUUAAUGUUAGUGGUAUAACUCUUCAUUUAGUUUGUAGGCCCAGAUUUGCACUAGCUACUGCGCGGACAGUAACAGUAAUAUGAAUCAGCAUUUACUCGACAUACAAGCGUUUUUUUAUGCCAAAGACUCAGUUAUGUUACCACGUUGAUUUCUAUCCAUGAAUUCUUGUAUUGAUUUGUUGAGUUGUCACCCUCAUGAUUUCAUUUCAUUUCACCUUAAUAAAGAGACACUAUCCAU